This is a messenger RNA of Rhopilema esculentum, 1832 nucleotides long. RefSeq lists its product as uncharacterized. Gene Ontology annotation, molecular function: DNA-(apurinic or apyrimidinic site) endonuclease activity; DNA binding; double-stranded DNA 3'-5' DNA exonuclease activity. NCBI's taxonomy places the organism in Eukaryota, Metazoa, Cnidaria, Scyphozoa, Rhizostomeae, Rhizostomatidae. The record is from RefSeq and is a predicted model, not a curated record. Gene Ontology annotation, cellular component: nucleus. Gene Ontology annotation, biological process: base-excision repair.
AUGGAUAAGUUGAUCAGCGUAUAUAAAGGUCCACUUUUUCUCAAGUUUCAUAAAUAUUUAUUGUUUGGUGCUCUACAAAAAGCGCCAAAAGGUUACAUUUAUGGGGAGAGUAACAGCAUUGCUUUUGUCUUUUUCGUCCGCAAUAAACUGUUCCCAGAAAGGUUUUCCUGUAAUUCGAGGCUCUUCUAUCGUUGUUACCAGCAAACAAGUCAAGAAGGGAAUGAAGUAUCUCCGAAGAAGAAAAGUCAAGAAGGGAAACCAGAGGAAAAGCAGACUGCCAACAAGACUUCUGAUGUAAAACUUGAUGAACUGAACACCAAGACAAAUGAUGGAAGGUCAUACAAUGUGAAAAUUGUUUCUUGGAAUUGUGCAGGGUUGAGAGCCAUGGUCAAGAAAAAUGGAUUAGAUUAUUUGAAAAAGGAAGAUGCAGACAUAGUUUGUCUUCAGGAGACAAAAUGCACUGAAAAUGAAUGUCCACCAGAGGUUAAUGCUUUAAAAGGUGGUGGUCUUUCAUUUGCAAAAAAGUCAAACCUGCAAUACAAUAUGUACCUUUUACCUGCAGAGAAAAAGGGUUAUAGUGGUACUGCAUUGUGGACGAAGAAAAAACCUUUGAAAGUCACCUACGGAUUAGGUAUUGACAAACAUGACAAAGAGGGACGCUUAAUCACAGCUGAAUACGAGAAGUUUUAUCUUGUCACCUCCUAUGUUCCAAACUCAGGAAGAGGUCUUGUAAAUUUGGAAUAUCGAAUGGGAUGGGAAAAAGACAUGAAGACCUAUCUGAAGAAACUUGAAGAGACAAAACCUGUUAUAUUUUGUGGUGAUCUGAAUGUUGCACAUAAUGAAAUUGAUAUUGCAAACCCAAAAAGCAAUGUCAAAAAUCCUGGUUUUACAAAAGAAGAGAGGGAGAAGUUUACUGAUUUGUUAGAGGUUGGGUUUGUUGACUCAUACCGACAUCUUAACCCAGAUAAGACUGGGACAUAUACAUUUUGGUCUUAUAUGGGGAAUGCAAGAGACAAGAACAUUGGUUGGCGACUUGAUUACUUUGUUUUGUCUAAGUCACUGCUUGGUGACCUUUGUGACAGCUCUACCAGAUCCUCUGUUACUGGAAGUGACCAUUGCCCAAUCGUACUGCUCAUGGCAUUGUAACCAGUCAAUGUACACAGUACAGAAAUGACAGCAUAGAUGCAAACCCAACAAGAUUUUUAAAUAUAUCAUCAAAUGUUCUUUUCAUAACCUUUUAGGCACUGUUAGAGUUCUACAUAUUUGAGCAAAAAAGCCUUAUAAAUACAUGUCCACCAUACAAUAGUAUUUCCGGAAAACACCCUUUUCAGAAGCCAUCAAAUUUGCUCAAUUAAUUAAUUUUUGAUGAUCAGGGAAAAUUUCAGACCUUAAAUCAGCUUUGUACAAAAUUAAUUUCUUGUCUUAUAUCCAGGUCUUUUUCCACAAAGGUGGUGAAAACAAAAAGUUGAGCCAUGAGAGAACAAAUUUAAUUUUUCAACAGACUGUGCAAUAUGGUAGUUAAAGUCCUAUGUCACAUAAAUUUUAGCCCACCCUAUUUCCCUUUUGUAGUCUCUACAUUUUGGCAACAGGCCAAAACUGAAGUUUCUGAAAAUACUCUAAACUUUAGCUUCUAUGAAGAAAGCAAUAAAAAAUCUACAAGAAAGAAGUAGGUAUAAAGACUUCAUUGUAAUUUAGUUUUUUGAUGUUUUGUUAGGUCAAGAAUUUAAAAGAUUUCAUAAUCGUCUUUUUAAUUAGGAAAACGAAAAAAAGGUACUACAAUGUUGUUGGUAUUUUGAUUUUAAUACCUCUAAUCAACUUACUUUUACAAUUGU